AUGCCCGCGGCGUUUGUCUUUGCACUCUUUGUCUUCAUGGGGCUGGCUGCGCCGGCACUCGCGGCAUUUCGAGAUGAUUGCCUGGCGCUCACACCUCAGUCAGUAGUAGCCGACUCGAUUGGAAAAGCGCUAGAAUUUGUCACAUCCGGCACGAACCUCUCUUUUCCAGGGCAAGAUGCGUCCUGCAACCGGGCAAGCCAAGUUGUCAGAACGGACCUCUGUCGGGUUGCUAUGAACCUCACGACCUCGGCGAGGUCAGAAGUUGUUACUGAGGUGUGGCUACCCGAGAAUUGGAAUGGUCGCUUGGUGACAGUUGCCGGAGGAGGGCUCGAUGGUUGUGUUCACUACGAGGAUCUCGCGUAUGCCACGGCCCACGGCUUUGCAGCUGUCGGUACGAACAACGGCCAUGCUGGGACCACUGGAGUUCAAUUUCUUGCCAACGAGGAAGUGGUGAUUGACUUCUCCUGGAGAGCACUACAUGUCGGUGUUGUUGCAGGCAAGCGGCUUUUACAACUGCUAUACAAGCGCGCAGCAACAGGCUCGUAUUUUUUGGGUUGCUCUUUAGGCGGACGUCAAGGCAUCCAAGCCGCAGACAUGUUUCCCGAAGACUUCGAUGGCAUCGUGGCCGGCGCUCCGGCCGUCAACUUCAACAACCUCUACUCCCAAAGAGCUAGUUACUUACCUCGUACUGGGGCUGCGAACUCGAAAGACUUCAUCACUCCUACGGUCUGGAAGACGACAGUUCACGAUGAAGUGCUCCGACAGUGCGACAAGAUCGACGGUGUAGAUGAUGGUAUCAUCGAGGAUCCGGCCUUGUGCAAGUUCGAUCCGGGAACGUUAUUGUGCCGUGACAACUCUACCGCUGACAGCACCGGAUGUCUUUCGAGCAAGCAAGUCGAAAUUGUAAAAGGGAUCUUUAGUCCCAUAAAUGAUGCUCAGGGAAACCUCUUUUCGCCGGGUAUGAGCCCUGGCAGCGAGAUUACCGCCGCAGAUGGACUGUACAGCGGCAAGCCUUGGGCGCUGUCUCAGAACUGGUUUCGUUAUGCUGUUUAUAAUGACCCAAGUUGGGACGCGGCAAGCUACACUCUGGAGAAAGAUGGCGUCUUUGCUGAGAAGAAAAACCCUGGUGACAUCAAAACAUACCCAAAUAAUCUCUCAGCAUUUAAGAACAGAGGUGGAAAGCUCCUGAUGUACCAUGGCCAACAAGACCAACAAAUCACGAGUUUCCGCACGCCUAUAUUUUACGACCGUCUGUCCCAGGGUAUGGGGCUGAACAGAACUGGGAUGGAUCAGUUCACCCGCUUCUUCCGCAUAUCCGGAUUGACUCAUUGCACCACAGGACCCGGCGCCUGGGUUAUUGGUCAGGGAGGCAUCGGAGGCAACGCAGCUACUAUCGCCGAUAACCUACCAUUCGACAGUACACACAACGUUCUUGCUGCAAUUGUGGACUGGGUUGAAGGUGUAGUCGCGCCAGAUACCAUAACCGGAACAAAGUUUGUCAAUGACACUGUUGAACUUGGCGUGGAUUUCCAGCGUCGGCAUUGCAGGUACCCAUUGCGAAACACCUACAUGGGCGACGGCCUGAACCCUAAGAAUGCAGAUAGUUGGAAGUGUACGUGCAGCUAG
This is a messenger RNA of Colletotrichum spaethianum, 1626 nucleotides long. Its product is annotated as putative flavin-containing monoamine oxidase A. The coding region runs from base 1 to 1626 and encodes 541 amino acids. Lineage: Eukaryota; Fungi; Ascomycota; Sordariomycetes; Glomerellales; Glomerellaceae. The record is from RefSeq and is a predicted model, not a curated record. The transcript is spliced from 3 exons.